UUUCAGUUGCUUUGUGCCGUUUACAUGUGGAAGUAGGAAAGGGGGGGGGGUAGAUAUCCGGGUUUUUAAGGGGGGUAUAGCCACCGAAAGAGCGAGAGCUGCUGUGAUGAAGCCGGAGGGAAUAUAAAGCCUUCGUCUCUCCUCCGCGAUGACUACGCUCUGUUUCUAGGUGUCUAGGCCACCGCCAGAAAUAGUUGGGCCUGUUUCUGCCCCCCCCCAGCCCCCCCAGCCCUCCCCCCCACCGCACCAAACCCGCCUUUCCAACCUCAACACAUCGAUACACCUCCUCAGCCUUUACCUCUCCCCUGUGGGACCCCCCCUGCUUAUCCCACCUUUCCCACCGAACCACUCUCUUGGAUGAGCCCAACUGCAAGUUAUCUUUGGCUUGCCAACCUGUUCUGCUUGGUGUCAAAAGUAGGACAGUCAGCGGCUGUCAAGCACUAACAAAGGAACGCAAAAAGGCUUCCGGAACACACGCAAAAGCGCAGGCGGAUAAACAAAGACAAGAAAGCAUCGGACUGCCUAUCAAAAACAUCAAAAUACAUUUUGCCUAACGAGAAAACGCCUGGAAUAUCGGAAGUGCACAGAUUAACUAAGCCGAAAUGUGUCGUCACGUUCAUCAGUUUGAGACGCUUAAACAGAACUGACACAAGGAAGGAAAGAACCGGAAAAAAAUCUGUGUUGUACAGACAGAAAUGAAGAAUGGAUGGAUUCUCCGAUUAGCUUGACAUGCUCGCUUAUGUUGCCCCUAAGACCAGCUGGUUACUCUACCCAGCUAAUGCUAAGAGUUACUGACUCUAGUUGGGGAUGAGCCGACCAACACAUAGGCCCGCUGCUACUGACGUGUGAGACACAUACACAGUUUUCCAAAAUAAGUGCAGUUGUAGAGAGAGGCCGGGAUUAUAACCUAGUUCCGGCUGGUGCACUCCCAGGAAGCCCUCUAGAACAACUCAAGCGUCUCUUAAGUCGCGGUGCACUCCCUCCGGUUUCAAGAUGAUGUGCGAGGUCAUGCCCACCAUCUCGGAGGAUGGGAGAGGUGGGGGGGGGGGCUCUUCCUCUCCCGCAGGGGGUGGGGUGGGGGCCGGUGCCGGCAGUGGGAUGGGGACCAUGGGAGGCGGUUAUGGUGGCCGGGAACCAAGAGGGGACGAGGGAGGCAGCACCGGCAACCUGGAGUCUCUGAUGGUGAACAUGCUGACGGAGCGCGAGCGGCUUCUGGAGAGCCUGAGGGAGACGCAGGACAGCCUGGGCACGGCACAGCUGCGCCUCCGCGACCUGGGCCACGAGAAGGAGUCACUGCAGAGGCAGCUUUCCAUCGCCCUGCCACAGGAGUUUGCGGUGCUGACCAAAGAGCUGAAUUUGUGCAGGGAGCAGCUGCUGGAGCGGGAGGAGGAGAUUGCGGAGCUGAAGGCCGAGAGGAACAACACGCGGCUCCUGCUCGAGCACCUGGAGUGCCUGGUGUCCCGGCACGAGCGCAGCCUGAGGAUGACCGUGGUGAAGAGGCAGGCCCAGUCACCCGCCGGGGUCUCCAGUGAAGUGGAAGUGCUCAAGGCCCUUAAGUCACUCUUUGAGCACCACAAGGCGCUGGACGAGAAGGUUCGAGAGCGACUCCGGGUGGCCCUUGAGAGAGUGUCUGUUUUAGAGGAAGAACUGGAGACUUCUACACAAGAGGUCCACUCUUUGCGGGACCAAAUUAAAAGACGACAGCAAGGGCUGGAUAACGGGAAAGAGAUACUGCCUAAUGGGCCCUCGGUUCUUGAUGACAGAGAGGUAGACAGACAGAGAGAAGGAGAGAUUGAACGGCAGAGAGCUGAACUCUCCCAGUUGAAAGAGAGGCUCGCUCUGAUGUGUAGACAGGUGGGGGAAAUCGAGGAGCAGCUUGCUGCUGCCCGGAGGGAGGUAACCAAAACAGAGGAGGCCAAUCAAAAGCUCCAGAGGGACGUAAAGGAGGCGCUCUGUCAGAGGGAGGACAUGGAGGAGCGAAUUACCACAUUAGAACGCAGAUACCUCAGUGCCCAGAGGGAGGCAACCUCUCUCCAUGACAUCAAAGACAAGCUUGAAAACGAGCUGGCGAGCAAAGAGUCGCUUUACAGACAGAGCGAGGAGAAGAACAGGCAACUGCAGGAGCGGCUAGAUGACGCCAAGCAGAAGCUGCAGCAGACGCUCCAGAGAGCGGAGACGCUGCCAGAGAUCGAGGCCCAACUCGCCCAGCGAGUGGCAGCGCUCAAUAAGGCGGAAGAACGCCAUGGCAACUUCGAAGAGCGGUUGCGACAGAUGGAGGCACAACUGGAGGAGAAAAAUCAGGAGUUGCAGAGGGCACGGCAGAGAGAAAGAAUGAACGACGAGCACAACAAGCGGCUAUCUGACACAGUGGACAAGCUCCUGUCCGAAUCCAACGAGAGGCUGCAGCUUCACCUGAAAGAGAGAAUGGCAGCUCUUGAAGAGAAGAAUGCUCUUUCAGAAGAGCUGGCAAACAUGAAGAAGAUACAGGAUGAUCUUCUAGCAAACAAGGAUCAGCUCAUAGCUGAACUAGAGAGACUUCAAACUGAACUUGAUCAGCUGAGGGGAAGGCCCAGUUCAACCUACUCCAGGUCUCUUCCAGGAAGUGCACUUGAACUGAGGUUCCCCCAAGGGACCGGUGCUCUCCCAGCUGGUUCAACCACGCACCUGGAUCACUAUGGCAAUGCAGCCUCAGGGGGCGUGGUUAGGCGGACUCACCGCGGGCGAUGGGGUCCAACCAGGGAGGAUGCCAGCAAGUAUGGGGAGUGGGAUAGCAGCAAUCUGCUAGCACCUGGGUUCGAAGGCGGCGUUGAGGGCGGCUGCUCAGAUGACGAGGAGGACAGAGAGACGAUCUUUGGCUCAGAGCUCCUCUCCCCCAGUGGACAGACAGAUGUGCAGACCCUGGCCAUUAUGCUACAGGAGCAGCUGGAGGCCAUCAACAAAGAGAUAAAACUGAUUCAGGAGGAGAAAGAAAGCACAGAGCUAAGGGCGGAAGAGAUCGAGAGCAGGGUCAGCAGCGUUGCUCUGGAUGGGCCUCCAAUUCCUCCGAACUCAUUGGGUGGAGGGAGAGAUGGGAGUGGGAGGGGCUUCAUUCCAUCAUCUCUCACCUCCUCCACUCUGGCCUCCCCUUCACCGCCAAGCUCUGGACAUUCAACACCCCGAUUGCCUCACUCUCCUGCCCGAGAGAACGAGAGACAGAACAACAAGGAGGAGGAGAGGUCGCUGGCCCUUGUGGACUCCACUCCUCCCCCCACUCCUCGAGCUCUCCGAUUGGACAGGAUGACUCACACACACCCGGGUGCUGGCCUUGAUGACCAUCGGGAGUUCCGCAGCCUCUCAGCUGACGGCAGCGGCUCCAACAGCAGCCAAGACUCCCUCCACAAAUCUAGCAAGAAGAAAAGCAUUAAGUCUUCCAUCGGUCGCCUCUUUGGCAAGAAAGAGAAAGGGAGGAUGGGCCAGCCGGGACGGGAAUCUGUAUCCCUGGCCUCAACACCCUCUGAUGAUGUCAGCUCUGCAGAUCCUCUCGGCCUGACCAAACUCACUGGAUCCGUGGACAAGGACCGGCGUAGCAAGAAGAAGCACGAGUUACUGGAGGAGGCCUGUCGCCAGGGUCUCCCCUUCGCUUCCUGGGAUGGACCGACUGUGGUGUCCUGGCUGGAGCUGUGGGUGGGCAUGCCUGCCUGGUAUGUGGCGGCAUGCAGGGCGAAUGUUAGGAGUGGCGCGGUCAUGGCCAACCUGUCGGACACGGAGAUCCAGCGGGAGAUCGGCAUCAGCAACCCGCUGCACCGACUCAAGCUGCGGUUGGCCAUCCAGGAGAUGGUGUCCCUGACCAGCCCCUCAGCCCCCGCCAGCACGCGAUCUUCGACUAGUAACGUGUGGAUGACGCACGCGGAAAUGGAGUCUCUCACCGCUGCCACGAAGCCUGAGCUGAAGGAGAUAAGCUGGGAUCAGAUUCUGGCCUAUGGGGACAUGAACCACGAGUGGGUGGGAAACGAGUGGCUCCCUAGCCUGGGUCUGCCCCAGUACCGCAGCUACUUCAUGGAGUCCCUGGUGGACGCCCGUAUGCUGGACCACCUGACCAAGAAGGAGCUGAGGGGCCAGUUAAAGAUGGUGGACAGCUUCCACAGGGUCAGCCUGCAUUACGGCAUUAUGUGCCUGAAGCGUUUAAACUAUGACAGGAAGGAGCUGGAGAGAAGAAGGGAGGAGAGCCAGCACCAGAACAAAGAUGUGAUGGUAUGGUCAAACGAGCGGGUCAUGUGCUGGGUGCAGUCCGUGGGUCUGAAGGAGUUUGCCGACAACCUGAGGGAGAGUGGGGUGCACGGGUCACUGCUGGCCCUUGACGACACCUUUGACUACACGGACCUGGCCCUAUUGCUGCAGAUCCCCAACCAGAACACACAGGCCCGACAGCUCUUGGAGAAGGAAUACAAUGCACUCAUUUCCGUGGGAACGGAGAGGAGGCCAGAUGAGGAUGGCACAAAGACAUUCUCCCGCUCGCCCUCAUGGAGGAAGAUGUUCAGGGAGAAGGACCUUAGGGGAGUCACGUCCGACUCCUCUGAAACACUGCCGCCCAACUUCCGUGCCUCGGCCAUUUCUACGCCAUCAGUGACCCUGAGGAAAGUCCAGAGUGAGGUAAAUUCUGGGUCCAGAGGGGAGUCGGGAUCAGUGCGGACUUACUCCUGCUGAGGAGCAUGAUGUGGGCCAGUGGAUUUUGGAUUUGAUUAAUUUCAGAAAAAAACACAAGACAAAAAUACGAAAAAAAAACAUGAUACACGUGGACAGUUCUGCAAUAAUAGAGUCACAGAGAGAAAAUUUAAGAGAGCUCCUGGAAGCAAGCACGAUUAGUUCGAGUAAAUAUCUUGAAGAUACUGAAGAUGACAAAGGAGGCUAUUUCAUUGAAUGGGUGGAUGGAUUUCAGCAUUUCAGUUUGGUCUGUUUUUCUCGUCGUCUGGAUCUACCAUUGUACUGUGAAGCUGUAUGUCGGUAUAGAGACUGAUAUCAUGUUGGCUAAGUGAUGUCAUCUUUACUUAGCUGUCAACAGAAGGAGGCUUGCUCAUGUGUAGGCCAGAAAAAACAGGCACUAUUGCUCAAGAAGUCAGUGCAGAACAUCAUGAUGCAAGCCCACUUUUGGGUGACCAUGAUUCUUGAUUUUUUUUUUUUUUUUUUUUUUGUUAUUCAGCCAUAAGCUGGAACCAACAAGUGCUUCUGUUUUCGGGCCAGAAGUUGCCCAUAGACAUAAACAGCAGUGUUUGUGUGUCACAACAGGGAUGGUAUGGUGUUUACAGUAAGUGUGUAUGCAAGUGUACUGUGGUGUGCUUUUGUUAAUGAGGUUAGUUUAUCGUGUUCUCCUACAAACGUGCAAAGUGCACAUUUGGUUCACCUGUAUGAGCACAGUUCAUUGAAGAGUAUCAGCGAUUGUCCACUGCCAGUGGUUAUGCCAGGGAAUGUAGUUAGACAAAGGGUUGCCACCUGUCUUCCCAGACACAGACUGUCGACAAGCAGAGGGUCUGGGUACGAAUGAGAGGUGGGAACCUUAGAUGGCGAGAUGAAGCAUCUAGUAAUCGCUGAUGAUUUGUCUGCAGAAACAUGAACCAAGCAAGGAAGGUGUACAGGUACCGAGAAAAGCAGCACGCAAGAAACAACGAGAAAUCGCAGUGAGUGGGAUAAUGGAGCAGAGGAAGGAACAGAUUCAGUAGGAGUAGAGUGAACAGCGUAACAAAACAAGUUUAACAUCUGUGUUAAAAUGCAUGACAAAACAACAGUGAAUUUAACUUUAAAGAGAGAAGACAAAAUAAAUAAAAAUAAUUACAUGAGAUUAAAGGUAGGGUAAGGAGUUUGUAAAAUGUGUGUUUUUUAUUUUUAUGAUGACUAUUUAUCUGUAUGUAUUUAUGUAUUGAAUACCUGUAUGUAAAUGUUAAUUUAUUACAUUAUUUUGAUUGUAACUUUAUUUAGUUUAAAAAAGUAAAUACAUUUGAAAAAUGGACAGUAAAAAUAUGCUACUUGUAUGUGUAAAUUUUGAGAACAUAUUGUGUUAUGAUUUAAAAACAGAAAAAAUGAACAGCUAUAACAAAUUAUGAGAAGAUGAUAAAAAUUAAGAUGAUUAUGGUAAUGAGAAAAAAUAAAACACAAAUUGUACAUUA
Molecule: messenger RNA, 6137 nt
Organism: Paramormyrops kingsleyae
Lineage: Eukaryota; Metazoa; Chordata; Actinopteri; Osteoglossiformes; Mormyridae
Product: liprin-alpha-3-like
Biological process (GO): synapse organization
Cellular component (GO): presynaptic active zone
Molecular function (GO): protein binding
Source: RefSeq, a predicted model, not a curated record